AUGAAGGUCACCACCGCUCUCGUAGCCGUCGUAGGCACGCUCGCCCUUGUCGCACCACUUAGCUCCGCCUCCCAACCCGUUGUCGAGCGUGACAGUGUAGCCGUCUCAAACAACGAAUGGAAACCCAGAGGAACAUCAUGCAAAGUGUCUGCACGAGCCAACAAGAAGCAACAACACCGAAACAAGAAGAAGAAGAAGGGCAGUCCCAAAAAAGUGGUAGUCGCUGCCAAGGCAAAAACGACACAGCGAAAGACGAGUUCCAAGCGUCCCAGCAGUACGAAUAAGCUGACUUUUGUGACGUCCAAGGUGGUGGCUGCUAGCAGUACCAAAGCCAAAGCGGUGACUUCGACCGCUUCGUCUGCUGGAUCUGGUUCGACUGGCACCACAGGCUCUUCCGGCUCCCUAUCGUCGUUCGAAUCGACCAUCCUCUCGAUCCACAACACCGACCGAGCCAAGCACUCUGCCUCCCCCCUGACCUGGUCUCCCACCCUUGCCUCUGCUGCCGCCUCCUGGGCCGCAAAAUGCCAAUGGGGUCACACACCCAACAACCCGUACGGCCAGAACAUCGCUGCGGGCACCUGGACCGAUUUCGGUGCCAAAGACGCCACAGACCUGUGGUACGACGAAAUCUCCCAAUACGAUUUCAACAAGGGUGAAUACAGCGAUGCUACGGGCCACUUCACUCAGAUGGUGUGGAAGUCUUCCAAACAGUUGGGAUGUGCGUUGCAAAAAUGUUCGGGUGAAUCUCUAGGAUUCGGAAGUGGGAGUGGGGAGGCAAAAUAUGUGGUGUGCAACUACGAUCCUCCUGGAAACUACAUCGGUAGGUUCAAGGAGAACGUCUCGCAGAACUGA
This is a messenger RNA of Pseudozyma hubeiensis SY62, 852 nucleotides long. RefSeq lists its product as hypothetical. The record is from RefSeq and is a predicted model, not a curated record. Lineage: Eukaryota; Fungi; Basidiomycota; Ustilaginomycetes; Ustilaginales; Ustilaginaceae. The transcript has a single exon. Gene Ontology annotation, cellular component: extracellular region. The coding region runs from base 1 to 852 and encodes 283 amino acids.